AUGGGCCCCUGUACCGCCUCCUCAUGCUGCUGCCAGGCCCGUAAUCUGCCAUGGGCCCCCGUACCGACUCCUCAUGCUGCUGCCAGGCCCGUAAUCUGUCAUGGGCCCCUGUACCGCCUCCUCAUGCUGCUGCCAGGUCCAGAGUGUGUCAUGGGUCCCUGUACGGCCUCCCAUUGCUGCUGUCUCCAUCGCCACACUCUGCCAUGUGCCACUUUCAGGUCUCCUCACACUGCUGGUGGGUUCCAUUUUGUCAUAGGGUGCUGUAUGGCCUCCCAUUGCUGCUGCCUCCACCGCCACACUGUGGCUCCACACUCUGGUUUUGGCCCCGUGACUGCCCAAAUGAGUGAAGUGUGCGGUGAUUCUAAGAUCGACUGACUGA
Molecule: messenger RNA, 379 nt
Organism: Staurois parvus
Lineage: Eukaryota; Metazoa; Chordata; Amphibia; Anura; Ranidae
Source: the annotation of a GenBank genome assembly